AUGGCCGAUUCCCGCGACAAAAGAUUUGUCGACAUUGAGAUGGCGAUCGGAGGAUUCUCAGGCGUGGAGCAUGAACUGAGAUGCGCCUUCAUCUGUAAAGUGUACGCCAUACUGUGCGUGCAGCUGGUGAUGGUAUUUGGGGUUUCUUUGGCCAUGACUUUGGUUCACCCUGUUCGCAAGUUCAUGCUCACUGAUGCUGGCUACUACGUCCUCUUUGGAGCCAUGGGUUUCACCAUUAUAGUGUUCAUACUCAUGCUUUGCCUUCGUGAGCUACAUCCCGUGAACUACAUUCUUCUAUUCCUCUUCACUCUGGGAAUGGCUUUCACGAUCGGUGCUGUUUGCUCACACCAGAAAGCUGAAACUGUUUUGCUGGCUGCCGGACUAACACUAGUUGCUUCUGUUGGUCUCACUCUAUUCACAUUUGUGGCUGCCAAACGAGGCUGGGACUUUAGCUUCUUGGGCCCCUUCUUGUUUUCUGCUCUUCUGUUGCUAUUAGCUUUCGUCCUCUUUCGGAUCUUUUUCCACACGGGGAAAUUAGGGAACCAGCUGAUGGGAGCUUUUGGGGCGCUCGUUUUCUGCGGAUACAUGGUUUACGACACGUUCAACUUGAUCAAGCGCUUCACUUACGAUCAGUAUAUUGAAGCUGCUUUGUGUCUGUUCCUUGAUAUUAUCAAUCUCUUUCUGCAGCUGCUUGCACUUAUGGGUGCUGAUGAUUAG
This is a messenger RNA of Striga hermonthica, 717 nucleotides long. Lineage: Eukaryota; Viridiplantae; Streptophyta; Magnoliopsida; Lamiales; Orobanchaceae. The record is from the annotation of a GenBank genome assembly.